AUGGGCCUCGGUGGACGCAAAGAGAAGCAAAAGCUGCGAGACGAUCCUCGGAAUCGCCAGUGGGCGGAUGAUCAAAAUAAAUUUGGAUUUAAAAUGUUAGCGAGUAGCGGCUGGAAUCCUCAAGUUGGUCUCGGCGCUGCAAAACAGGGAAACGUGAACGCUAUCAAGUCUUCUUACAAGUUUGAUACCAUGGGUAUUGGCGCUGAUAUGAAGAAGAAGGAUGAUUGGAGUGGGGGACUUGAGUUUGGUAACAUUCUCGCUAAACUUAAUAAGGGUGGUGCUGCUUCCUCCCCAGCGGCAACUUCCACGGCAACUCCCACUCCCACUCCAACUCCUCCACCAUCUUCCACUUCUAAAAACGUAUCGAGAUCCAAGUACCGCAACGCCAAAUCUCAGCUCAAUAAGGAUGCAAUGAGGGAAAUUCUAGGUGUAGACGCCAAUGGCUCCGUACCAUCUACGGCGGACCCUUCUCGCGAGAAUUCCCCCACUGAAAUUCCAACGAUGAAGAACAAAAGCAAUCUGUCAAUACAAGAGUAUUUCAGAGUUAAGCUUCUCCUCAAGUAUCAACAAGCUCAAAAUGCUCCAGCCGUUGCUCCAUUAAAUAAUAUACCUCCUCCCGUUGAAACUCCAAUUGAAACUCCAGAUAGCAGCAGAGGUAGCUCCCCCUCACUCAAACGCAAACGCUCAAAGUCCAUCAAGAAGGAAAAGAACGCUUGGAAGGAUUUGCUUUAA
Messenger RNA from Wallemia ichthyophaga EXF-994, 732 nucleotides. Its product is annotated as Protein pxr1. NCBI's taxonomy places the organism in Eukaryota, Fungi, Basidiomycota, Wallemiomycetes, Wallemiales, Wallemiaceae. The transcript has 2 exons. Gene Ontology annotation, molecular function: nucleic acid binding. The record is from RefSeq and is a predicted model, not a curated record. The coding region runs from base 1 to 732 and encodes 243 amino acids.